AAUCAGAUAUCAAUUUCUUGUUUUGAAUACUUGUUUGUUAUAAAGUUUGGUGAGUACAAAAAAUAUUAAAUGAAUAGAACAUUUCCUAUUCAAGUGAUUGAAGCGCUGAAGAACUAAAGAAUAAAUCAAUCAAAACAAAUAAUGCGCGCGCAUUUUGCUGUCCUCGUCAUAUCGUCGGCAAAACAGAUUUUGCAGUGACGACAGCGCUAUGUGACUUCCGAGACGAUUUUAAAACGAUAAAAUAAAAAUACACAUAGAAUUUCAGUGUAAUACGAACAAAACCAAAAUGGAUUCUGACUUUAAAAAAAGACAAGUAAGCUUCGACCAGUUGAAUGCCCUGUUAGAUUUUCUCAAAGAACACAAUGAAUUGGCGAAAGGCCUUACCAGAGGAAGAAGAGGCAAAUUACAGACUCUUAAAAUAUGGAACCUGUGCGCCAAGAAACUUAAUGUCUUUAAAGAUGGAGCGAUAAAGGAUGGAAAAGGAUGGUCUAAGUAUUGGUGUGACUGGAAAUACAGGGUUCGGAGACGAGCAUUGGAGCUGAGAGCAGCUAAGGACAGCCAUGGAUCACCACCUGAUGGUGUGACGCAGCUGUCUGCCAUGGAAGAGACCAUACUUAGUAUUAUAGGAGAUGGUGCAGUAGACGGGAUCAUUAUUAAACAUGAUCCACUUGCUGAUGGGGCUACAGAAGAAGAGGAGGCAGAUAGUUAUCACAAUGAAGAGCCGGCUGCAAAUCAGUAUUGUGAAACACGUCUUCGGUCUCGUCGUGGUCGGAAACGUAAACAUUCAUAUAAGGACACGUCAGACAUGGAGGAAUGCAGUGAGAGCAGCCCAAUCGACAGGAAGCCCAGAGUCGGCCGGCAGAAGAAUGGACACAUUGACGAGACGGAAAAUGAUAACGAGGCUACAGAAUUUCUCCGUUUAGAGAGAGAAAAACUGGAAAACUCCAAGAGGCUGACCGACUCUAUACAAACUAUAGCGAGUGAAAUAACGAGGCUAGCAGAUGUGAUGAGCCACAUCAGAGAUGUUUUAAUUAAUAAUAGAAUAAAUAUUUAAAAUGAACAGAA
This is a messenger RNA of Manduca sexta (tobacco hornworm), 1065 nucleotides long. RefSeq lists its product as uncharacterized. The record is from RefSeq and is a predicted model, not a curated record. Lineage: Eukaryota; Metazoa; Arthropoda; Insecta; Lepidoptera; Sphingidae. The coding region runs from base 287 to 1054 and encodes 255 amino acids. The transcript has 7 exons.